AUGUGGAAAGGGCCAUGGUAUGUACUCGAACUCAGAGUCUUGGAUCUCUCAAAGAAUAAUCUCACAGGUAUAAUCCCUUCUGUUGGAAACGCCAGAAAAUUGAUGACAUUUGAUUUGUCUGAUAAUAGAAUCAACGGCAACAUUCCAAAGGAGAUAGUAUUGUUUAAUCUCUCAUCGCUACAUACUGCAUCUCUGGCAAUAAGUAGCCUUUCUGGUCCUAUCUUGCUUGAUGAAAAGAAUGCUUUUUCAAAUCUCAAGAUGAUGCUCCGAUAUCUAUCUGUGGGUGCUAAUCCGUUGAAUGGCGUUCUACCUGGUGCUAUUGGGAAUCUUUCAUCUGUUAUCGAAAUAUUUGAUAUAGCAUAUGCACACAUCAAUGGCCUCAUACCCACAGGUAUAGGUAAUUUGACCUCUCUAACGACCCUAUAUUUGGAAAGCAACAACUUGAGGGGAAGUAUUCCUUCCGAGGUCGGCAAACUUAAACAACUUCAAGGUCUAAAUCUAUCUAAUAACAAUUUAGAUGGGCAUAUUCCACAAGAAGUAUGCCAGUUAUCUAAUUUGGUUGUGUUAGCUCUGGAUAACAACGAGCUCUCUGGAAUGAUUCCAUAG
Solanum dulcamara is the source of this 606-nucleotide messenger RNA. RefSeq names its product LRR receptor-like serine/threonine-protein kinase ERECTA. Lineage: Eukaryota; Viridiplantae; Streptophyta; Magnoliopsida; Solanales; Solanaceae. Bases 1 to 606 code for a protein of 201 amino acids. Gene Ontology annotation, molecular function: protein binding. The record is from RefSeq and is a predicted model, not a curated record. The transcript has 3 exons.